AAUUUUCACCACUGUUUGCAGCUUUGCUGUGUCAUUUUUUAGUUUACUUUUUGUUAAAAAAAAAAAACAUUUCGCGAUAUUGGUAUUCGCGUUUAAAUAAGUUUUCAAUAAAUUUUGCAUUCAUAUUAAGAUAUCCAUAAAAUGGCAUCAGAGCGCUAUAGUUUUUCUCUAACCACGUUCAGUCCCUCAGGGAAGUUGGUCCAAUUGGAAUAUGCUUUAGCAGCUGUAUCGGCCGGUGCCCCUUCUGUUGGAAUUAUGGCAUCUAAUGGUGUCGUGAUUGCAACAGAAAACAAGCACAAAUCUGUUCUGUACGAAGAACACAGUGUCAAUCGUGUUGAAAUGAUAUCCGGUCAUAUUGGUAUGGUAUAUUCAGGUAUGGGUCCGGACUAUCGCCUUUUAGUUAAGCAAGCCCGUAAACUUGCACAAAACUAUUUUCUAACAUACAAGGAGCCGAUUCCUGUAGCUCAAUUAGUUCAGCGUGUAGCGACACUAAUGCAGGAAUAUACACAGAGUGGUGGUGUAAGACCUUUUGGAGUAUCAUUACUUAUCUGCGGUUGGGACAACGACCGUCCUUACUUGUUCCAAUGUGAUCCAUCAGGAGCAUACUUUGCCUGGAAGGCUACAGCAAUGGGUAAAAAUGCGGUUAAUGGCAAAACAUUCCUAGAGAAACGAUACAGCGAAGAUUUGGAACUAGAUGAUGCCGUGCACACCGCCAUUUUAACCCUUAAGGAAGGAUUUGAAGGUAAAAUGACUGCAGAUAAUAUAGAAGUUGGCAUUUGUGACCGUAACGGUUUCAAGCGUUUGGAUCCAGCCACCGUGAAAGACUACUUAGUCAAUAUCCCUUAGAUAUAAGACAGGACGAAAAAUACUGCUUGAAAAAGUAUGGAGCAGGACUUUAGCAAACAGUAACAACUUGCAAAAUUAAAGAAAAAAAACAAAUAUUUAAUUGUAAACAUUUCAAAUGUGGUUUAUGUGUUUUUUUUUUGAAAAAUAUACAUUUUUUAUUUCAAAGAAA
This is a messenger RNA of Calliphora vicina (urban bluebottle blowfly), 1015 nucleotides long. RefSeq names its product proteasome alpha2 subunit (gene Prosalpha2). Lineage: Eukaryota; Metazoa; Arthropoda; Insecta; Diptera; Calliphoridae. Bases 142 to 846 code for a protein of 234 amino acids. Gene Ontology annotation, biological process: ubiquitin-dependent protein catabolic process; proteasomal protein catabolic process. Gene Ontology annotation, cellular component: proteasome core complex; proteasome core complex, alpha-subunit complex. The transcript has 5 exons. The record is from RefSeq and is a predicted model, not a curated record.